Messenger RNA from Trichoderma aggressivum f. europaeum, 4089 nucleotides. RefSeq lists its product as uncharacterized. Gene Ontology annotation, biological process: proteolysis. The record is from RefSeq and is a predicted model, not a curated record. Bases 1 to 4089 code for a protein of 1362 amino acids. Lineage: Eukaryota; Fungi; Ascomycota; Sordariomycetes; Hypocreales; Hypocreaceae. Gene Ontology annotation, molecular function: protein binding; cysteine-type endopeptidase activity. The transcript is spliced from 3 exons.
AUGUCUGAGUUCAAGUCCAAAAGUUCCGGCAAAUGGGCAUUACUCAUUGCCAGCCCAUUUGUUUGGCUCAAGGGGCCGAUGAAUGAUGUUGCCACUAUGAAACUACUCCUCGAUCAAUGCGGGUUUGAAGCUAUUCUAUGUUGUGGCGAAGAGGCAGUACGAAAAAAUAUUCUUGAGUCUUGGGAGAAACUUAUCGCCAAAGUGAAGGAAGAUGACGUCGUUGUGGUGUUUUAUUCUGGCUAUGGUGGACGAGUUGAACCCCGGUUGACGGAAGAUGCUACUGCUAGAGUCGUUGCUGAGACGGACCGGCCUGAGCAGUACCAGUUUAUUGUUCCAAUGGAUUAUAAGAGUUCCGGGGAGUUCAAAGGCAUUCUGGAUGUGGAGAUAUCAGUUCUCGUGCGGCGAACGACUGAUAUUACCAAAAACGUGACAGUCAUCUUCGAUUGCUGCUACUCGGAGAAUAUACUCAGCGAUCCGUGGCAUAAUGAGAGUGCGACCCCGAAAGGACUCCCCCUUGUACUGCGUAGGGAUUUGUCUAUCAAUAUGCAGCAGCUCCGAUAUAAUGACUUCGACUUUGAGAAAUACAUAAACCUAGCGGUCAACGAAAACCCCGUUUGGAUUGUCGCGGCGGCAGAUUCAGAGACGGCGUGGGAAUACAUCGAUGAACAGGGCAAAACUGUUGGUGCCUUGACUAAGGCUCUAGUCCCAAUAUUGAAUCAGGCGUUGAAAGCUGGUGUCUCCUGGAAGGACAUUUUACCCAAAAUUCGCGAGCAAGUAAAUUGCGAAUUCCCCCAACAGCAUCCCCAGGUGGAGGGAGCAUGCACGCGGAUGAUAUUUUCCAAAACGACAAAAGAUCCAUCUACUCUUGAUGUUUUAGAAGAGUACAGGGAAACAUUUAUUAAUGCUGGGAGCCUCGCUGGGGUUAGGGCAGUCAACACCUAUGUUCUGACGCGACGUGGAUAUGGCGAGACUAUGGAAGAAAGAAACCUUGCACAGGCGACUGUGGAGAGUAUUACUGGCUUACGAAGCCACUUUCCCCCCCUUCCCCCCCCUUGGAGAUUUGAACUUCCAGAAGAUGGCCCAGUGGCGAUCCUCAAGACUGAGGGCCCGUUACGAUGGCCUGUUGCCUUAGAUGGCGAACUUGAGCCUUUCAACAAGGGACUCGUGGAAUCAAGAUUCCUCAAGCCUCAGGACAGAAAUACCGAGACUUUUGUGAUUGCUCAUAUCCGCAAAUGUGAGAAUGCCAUAUGUGUGUUUAACGCAUCCGGCAUCAAGUAUGGCUCAUUCACUCUCGGGGUAGAGGGGCGGAUCCAGGACGAAGUAGAGCAUGCAAUUAAACUUGCAGAGCAAUCUGCUCGGGUGCAUCACCUAUUGACACUUAAACCAUCCCUCAAGGAACGGCUUAGCCAUAAGCUCGAUAUUCGCUUGUCGUCUGUUUCGGACACCGGGCUGAAUCCUAUUAGGUUGGAUGGACUGGGAAAGAUUGCUGUUGGUGAUAGAGCAAAACUAUUCUUACAGAAUUUUGGAGCGGAGACCAUAUUCGUAACGCUGUUCAACAUCACCGUUAUGGGAGAAAUCUUUCAUCUAUCACCUUCAUCUCAAAAAGGAAUUCAACUUGCGGCGCGUGGAGUAUACGCAUACAAACAAUGGCAAUCAUCAGAAGCAACGCUAGAUCUAGAAGGACCCUGGCUAGGAGGAUUUCCUGAAGAUUUUGUAGCGCCAAUACCCGUGUCAUUAGUGUGCAUUGUCACAAACAGUCCGGUUGACCUUCGCGAUUUUACUUCAGAGCGACAGAGACAUGCUCGUGAGAGCACGUCACAACUUGAGAGACUUGUACAUCAACUAGCCCACGGAUUAUCUCGAGAUUACGAAGCGGAAGCAAAACAAAAAGUCCCCUGCGUUAAGUGGGAUAUACUCAUCUCAUCAUUGCAGCUACGGCCACAUGAUCGUAAUUGGGACCUGUUGGAAGCCGCAAUGCAAGGCCAAACGACGAGAGUAAAACAGCUUCUCUCUGGAGCUGAUAUCGACAUAAAUUUCAAGGAUAAAAACAAUCGAACGCCGUUAUUGUGGGCGGCGGAGAAUGGGAAUCCGACACUCGUCGAAGUACUACUCGCCACGGAUGGUAUCGAGCCAAAUAUUCAGGAUAUAAGUGGGCAAACGCCGCUACUAUUGGCAGUGAAGAAUAUGGACGAGCGGACAGCCGAGUUGCUCCUUGCAAAGGACGGAAUCGAUCCAGAUAUUAAAGAUAAAUAUGGCCAGACGCCACUAUCAUGGGCAGCAAAACACUGUCACACGCAGAUAGUCAAAUUGCUCCUUGAAAAGGACGGUGUCGAGCCAAAUAUUGAGGAUGAAAAUGGUCAAACUCUGCUAUUAUCGGCAGUGAAAAAUAGUCAUGAGGAGGUAGUCAAACUACUCCUUGCUAAAGACGGUGUCGAUCAACAUGUGAAGGAUAGACAUGGUCGGACACCGCUAUCGUGGGCAGCUGGGAACGGAGAUAGGGAGAUAUCAAUCCAACUCCUUGAACAUGGUGUCGAACCAGAUGUUAAGGAUAAUUAUGGCCGGACGCCGCUGUCAUGGGCAGCUGGGAAUGGGUACGAGCGGAUAGUCAUCCUACUCCUCGACUUAGAAGGAGUUGACUUGAACUCUAGAGAUACGUUUGGUAGGACACCACUGUGGUGGGCAGUUGGCAAUGGGCAAACAGCAACGGCCAAGCUGCUACUCGACCGAGGUGUGGUGGAUCUGUCCUCUAAAGACAGCUUUGACCAUUCGAUAAUAUCGUGGGAUACAGACACCGGAAACGAGGCAGCGGUCGAACUACUUAUCCUGAACGUUGAAGCAGAUGCUGCAAAUAUCAAACCUCUCACGUCCCGGAAAGGCUCUGGACAGAAGGUUGACCGCAGUGAACGGAAUUUUAUGAGGAUGGGAGAAGGCUUUAUUGACUUCGAAAAACAUCUUGCUUCUCUGGUCAGGUAUACCCACAUGGAAUUAAAAAUCAAUUGGGAGGUACCACAAGCGAUGCAGUUAUAUCGAAAUGGAGUGCACUUUUCGACAAUUCUAACUAUCAGCGGAAAUGAGACGGAUGCGCAGGCCGCCGUUUGUAAAGGCUAUGCCUUGGAGCAUUUUCCUAAAACUGGUAAAGUCCUUUUAGAUUAUGUCCAAGCUGCAUGGGAUUCAGAGGAAAGCUUGCAUGGCGAUGAAGAAGUCAGCGAGAGUCUGAACAAAGUGUCGGUACGCUUUAAGCACUUGCAAGACUCAGAAUACCAAACGGCUAUUGUUACUGCGUCAGGAACCUUGGGCGAUCUCACAGAAUUAGCAAGAGCAUUUACAUGGCUCUGCUGCGCUAUACGGCCCGCCCAGUCAGGGAAUAUCUGCCUUUCUACAUUCCAGUUUUGUCUCUAUACGAGGAGAGAUUCACCGGACUCUGUUAUCAUCGAAGUGCAGCUUCUACCAUUACGAGAGGCAAAUAACCGCAAGAGUUGCUGGCGUGACUUGUUUACAAACGCAAUUAUCGCUUUAGAUGCCCCUAUUUCCGACCGCAGCCGAUUCAGAGAAAUAGGAGGGAACAGAAGAGACUUUUCUAUACCAAAAGGCCUCGAUAUUCCAUUUGACAUUAUGGUUAAUCUAGCCGCCGUUAAUUAUCCUUUUGAAUACGAGGAUGGCAUUGUCUUGAAAGGGUCAGCUACCCUUUUAGCAGCCACAGCGGCAUGGGAGACUCACGCUGGGACUGCAUUUCAGUGGCACUUGGUCAGCGAUGGGGGAAACGGUAUAUCCCUGUCUGAAUACACCGACAAAUAUCACAUCUACCAAGGGGAGGGAAAUUCGGCCUCCUUUAAGCUUGAACUUCUCAAGAAUGCUACUCGCACCUUUCUUGGCUGGUGCGGCUCUUAUUUAAUUCAGCUCGCCAACGUGGACCCGGCUGCUAUUGAAGUGACUCAACUGAGCGGUGCGGGUGCUUUUCUUAUUCUGAAGAGCCUCGGAAUCAAUGCGGGUGUUUCAAAAUCUCCUGCUUCUCUCGCGGCUAGCGUUACGUUCGAAGUUCAAAAUGACAGCAAUGGGCUGAAGAGCAUUCUCGUCGUCAACGCAGAUUAA